AUGGCGAAAAUCCCUGAAUCCGAAAUCCCUUUUCCGCAUAGAGAAGGAGUCAUUUUUAAGAUUCAGUACUUAACGACUUGGCUGGACAGCGACAAGAGACCGAGCAAGCACAUCAACUGGAUCAGAGAUCUAUACAGUUACAUGAGGCCUUAUGUCUCGACGCAUCCACGACAAGCCUACGUGAACUACCGUGAUCUAGACCUGGGAAUGAACAAGAAAAACGCCAAAUCGAACUUGAAAAAGGCUCAAGUCUGGGGAGCUAAGUACUUCAAAGACAAUUUCAACAGAUUGGUGACGAUUAAAUCAAAGGUUGAUCCAGAUAACUUCUUCAGACAUGAACAGAGCAUCCCAACUCUACAUGUUUGA
Molecule: messenger RNA, 366 nt
Organism: Arabis nemorensis
Lineage: Eukaryota; Viridiplantae; Streptophyta; Magnoliopsida; Brassicales; Brassicaceae
Source: the annotation of a GenBank genome assembly